Messenger RNA from Trichomycterus rosablanca, 3731 nucleotides. Its product is annotated as complement factor B-like. NCBI's taxonomy places the organism in Eukaryota, Metazoa, Chordata, Actinopteri, Siluriformes, Trichomycteridae. Gene Ontology annotation, biological process: complement activation; proteolysis; response to bacterium. The transcript is spliced from 18 exons. Gene Ontology annotation, molecular function: serine-type endopeptidase activity. Gene Ontology annotation, cellular component: extracellular exosome; extracellular region; classical-complement-pathway C3/C5 convertase complex. The coding region runs from base 34 to 2286 and encodes 750 amino acids. The record is from RefSeq and is a predicted model, not a curated record.
UUUCUCACAUAGCUGUCAUCUUAGAAAGACAACAUGGAGAUUUUGGAUUUUUGGAACAUAUUCAUUCUUGUCAUGGUACAUAUCUGCCCUGUCAUAAUGGGUGAUUCUCAGUGCCCUAAAGACAAUAUCGCUAUGAAAGGAGGCAGUUACAUUCUUUCCAAUAUGUACAGUAAUGGUAGUAUUCUAAAGUACAUCUGCCCAGAGGGUUAUUAUCCAGAUCCUCUAAAGAAACGUGUAUGUAAAGGUGUUGAAUGGAAUCCGACAACCAGAAGGAUCCUUGAAUGCAAAAAGGUUACAUGUCCAGAUCCAAGGGUUCUGCAGAAUGGAGAUGUGCACCCUUAUCAGCGAUGGUAUUUUGUGAAUGACACAAUCACCUCCAAGUGUGGCACUGGUUACACAUUCAGGGGCUCUGAAACAAGAGUCUGCCAAGUUAAUGGAAAGUGGAGCGGAAGCACCCCAGUUUGUAGUAGUAGCUCUGAUCACUGCCCUGAUCCGGGCACUCCACCUGGGGCAUCCAGAACAAGUAGCAGUUUCAACAUUGAUGACAAGGUGGUCUACAGAUGCAAUGGCAAGUUAAAGCUAGUAGGUUCCAAAGAACGUGUAUGUCAGGAUAAUGGCGAGUGGUCAGGAGAAGAGCCGGUGUGCUACGCUGAAUUCACAUAUGACACCCCAGAGGAAGUAGCAGAGGCUUUUGGAGGUUCUCUUAAGACUUCUCUAUCUAUACAUGAUGAAGCAGGUCAAUAUGAGAAAUCAAUAAGAGUGGAUACAGGAGGAAACCUUGACAUCUACAUAGCCCUGGACGCAUCUGAAAGCAUUGAGGAAAAAGACUUCAAUCAGGCAAAGAAAGUUGUUCUGACACUCAUGGACAAGAUUAGCUACUAUGAGGAGUCUCCAAAUUAUGAGAUCAUCAUUUUUGCCACAAAUGUAACAAAAAUUAUUAAUAUGAUGGAGUUCAAAAAGAAUAAAGAAAAAGCUCUGGCUGAGGUAAUCGAGAAGCUGGAAAAAUUUAAAUUUGUUGUAAAACAGGGGAAUUCAGGGACCAACAUUGCGGGAACUUACAAAGCUAUUCUUGACAGCAUCGCUUUUGAAAAAGCCAGAAAUGGUUUCAACCCUGAGACCCAUCAUGUCGUAAUCAUGUUUACUGAUGGUAGUUACAAUAUGGGUGGAGACCCCAAAAUCUAUGUUGAGCGAAUUAAAGAAACUGUAUACAAUGGGACUGCCAAACGAGAAAAAUAUCUGGAUCUUUAUGUAUUUGGAGUGGGUGCAUCUGCAGAGAAAGAGGACAUGAAUAAGUGGGUGACAAAAAGAGAUAAUGACAAGCAUCUUUUCUUAAUAAAGGACAUGAAAACAAUGCAAGAGACCCUGGAUUACAUCAUUGAUGAAAGCACAAAAGUGGGUCUGUGUGGACUUUACAAAAACUAUGAUGAUGAAAAAGAAGAAUUCAAGCGUCUUGCAUACCCUUGGCUGACAAAGAUUAUUGUGACUAAUAUGGAUGGCAGUUCACGAAACUGUAUAGGAUCACUUGUCACUCCUAAGUUUAUUCUAACUGCUGCCCACUGCUUCAGGCUUGAAGAAGAACCCCUCAAAAUUUACAUUGAAGCAACCGAUGCCAAAGAAAAUAAAAUAUUGAAGGCAAUGCGGCACAUAUCUCAUCCCAGAUACAACCCCCAACAGAAAGUAGAGGCGGGAAUAUCGGAGUAUUAUGAAUAUGAUGUGGCUCUCAUUGAAUUGGAGCAAGGUGUAACUCUUAGUAAAGAAAUCAGACCCAUCUGCAUUCCCUGUACCGUGGAAACCAGUGCAGCUCUAAAACUGCCAAGCCAAGACGUAACAUGCAAACAGCAUGAGGAGUUGUUGAUGAAAGAGAAGUAUGUAGAUGCUUUCUUCAUGUCAUUAAGGAACCCUAAAAAACAAAAGAAAAAUGUUCAAAUCAAACAAGAAGAUAAGAAAAAAGAAUGUGUUGAAAUUGCCAGAAAGGCAUUAAAUAUCACAGACAAGGCUGCUGAGGAAUUAAUUAAUGACAACUUUCUUUGCACUGGAGGGUCUGGACCAAAAUCUGUAGAUGAUAAUCCAUGCCCAGGGGAUUCAGGUGGACCAACAUUUGUGAGUCACACAUAUCGUUUAUUUCAGCUUGGUGUAGUCAGCUGGAGUUCAUCUAAGGAAUGUCCACCCCUAAAUAAGCGACAAACCAGAGACUUCCACACAAACCUCUUUAAUCCAAAAAUAAGGGAAUUCCUUAAAGAACAUCUUGGUGAUGAAAAAAUAGAUGCUCCUCUGCACUUUUUGUAAAGAUACAAGGGUGCUUAUGUUCCUUUAUGCAUUUCAUCUGCUUUACUGCAAUAAAUAUUUAGGACAGUAAGACCCAAAUAUAGUAUGUAGGUUAGCAUUAUGUGUUUUUAUCAAAUAAGUAAGUGUUUUUAUUCAGAAAGUGUUGUUCAAGACAAAAUGUUACCAACAUUGACCUCGACAAACAACCACUGAGUAAUCUGCUUCUUUUUUUAUGCAUGCCAGCACAGUUUUAAAAAUGAAACAAACAACUAAGUAAAUCCCGUAAUCCCGGGAAAAGAACAAUUACAUAAAUAAAUAAAUCCCAGUACUGCAAUGGCAUGCACACUGUUUUAACAGGGUGUUUUGCGCCUCAGCACUGAGGUGCCAGAUUUGAGCCCUGCACCUGCAAGAAUAGAAAAUAAACCCAAUUUGCAGGAUGCUUAACCAAGGUAGAAUAAUGCUGUGGCUAAUAAAAAUCACAAACGAAAAGGGGAUAAGCAAAAAAAAAAAAAAAACUGGUUAAAGUAAUGGACACCAAAUAACAAAUUAAAGACACUAUGGGUGUGUUCGAAAACCAAGGGAGCUGCCUUGCUGUCCUACUGUCUACAUAGGCAGCUGCAUGACCAGAGAAGAUUCUAAGUCAUUGACUCAUAAGGCAAGUUAUUCGAACGCACUACUUAGCGAUUUCAUUGGGUUUCACUUACUAAGCUAACACAGCCAUCAGAAUCAUGCCAUUCAAACCGUUGGGGUGAGGUGGUACAACACACUAGCAUCUCCCUCCGUGUACUGAAAACAGUUACAUUCACUGACAAGCCCGAACUUGCAAAUAAAUACACUUGUACACAUUUAUACAAAUUAAAAAUCAAUGAUAAUUUAUUUAUGUUUGAAAGUAAGUCCGUUCUUUGUUUCUCAUUGUCUGCCAAUUUUUUUUUUCUGUGAGUAAAGUGCCGCACUGAAUGCUGGGAUUUCUUUUUGCUUCUUUAGCAGCAUCGGAUGCUCCCUCGUUCUUGUGUCAAAAUAGCGUUGAAAUUUUAAAACGCCUUACUAGCAAGUAUAUCACGGCAUCUAGGAUUUCGAACCGCCUCCUUCUCGGGAGCGUGUAGGAUGAAAUGCUGUCUAUGUAGAGAGCGCACUAGGUUUUCGAACACACCCAAUAACUCCCUUUUUUCAUUGUGCUUCCACUUUGAUUUUUGCUUAUCCACUUUUUGGUUGUGACUUUUUAGCCACAGUAUUUUUCUACCUUGGUUAAGCAAAUCUGGUUCAUUUUCAGUUCUUGCAGGGGCGGGAGUCAAAACUGUCCCCUCGGUACAGAAGUGCAAUCUGCUCUGUUACAAUUGUAUACCUUUCAGUUGUAAAAUACCUUACAUGUGUAAAAUUUUGACAUCCACUGUAUUAUCACAUGCUGCAAAAUAUGUUGUAGCUUUCCAAUGUAUUUUUAUACAAUAAAAAUAAUGUUUUAUAAUUCA